CGCCGAGGCCGCGGCGGGGCCGGGAGCCCGCUGACAGACAUGGUGUUUGUUCCGACUUCCCCUUGGAAACCUCCAGCUCUCCCUCAGGCACCCUAGACACUUCCCGGGUCCCAACGGAAGGCCAUACCCAUGCCCCGUGUCCCCAUUCUGUCCCGGGAGUGAAACCGAGCCGCCGGGCGCUGUCCCAGCCCAGCGGGAGCGGGGAAUGCCCGGGCCCGCCCGGAGGCCGCGUUCCGCGCCUGCGCCCGCUCUGGCCUGGGUCCCGGAGAGAGAGCCGCCUGGCGGGCUCGGCUCGGGGAAGGCAGCCGUAGCCUGGGCCUCGGGUGAGGGCACUGUAACCGGUGGGAAGGCUGCGUUUUCACGAAGGACUCGGGUGAAGCUGCAGAGCUGCCUUUCAGCCCUGACUCCUUGCUUCCUGGGUCGGAGGAGAUCUUGUAAUGGAGUGGUUCUUCGUCUCACACUAACAAGAUGCCUGAUUUCCUCAGGACCGAGGGAUUAAAGAAUGUCACGGGUUCCACUGGGGAAAGUCCUCCUGAGGAAUGUCAUCCGGCAUACAGAUGCUCACAAUAAGAUUCAGGAGGAGUCUGACAUGUGGAAAAUCAGAGAACUAGAGAAGCAAAUGGAGGAUGCUUACCAAGGGACAAGAAGGAACACGGUACCCAGCAGCUCAAGUCGGAUGAGAAGUGAUGGUUUUGAUGAAGAAAGUCAGAGAGACUACUGGAGGCCAAAGAAUGAAAUUUCUGGGGCCCUAGAAGAUGAUUUUCUUAAGGCAAAAUCCUGGAACAAGAAGCUAUAUGAUUAUGAAUCCAACAUGCCAGACAGAUGGGGUCACAGUGGUUAUAAAGAGUUGUAUCCUGAAGAGUUUGAAACAGACAGUGACCAGCAAGACAUUACCAAUGGGAAAAAAACAUCUUCCCAGGCGAAAGCAUCUUCCCGGGAAUCCCGAAAACAUAAGAAGUCAAAGAAAUCCCAUAAAAAGAAGCAGAAAAAACGGUCCCACAAAAAACAGAAGAAAAACAAAAAGGAAGCUAUGGACAUAACAGCAGAUUCCUCAAGUGAGUUCUCAGAAGAAACUGGAACUUGUAGUACCAGGAAAAGGAAACAACCACACAAGAGCAAGAAAAAAUCCAGGAAAAAGUCUAAAAAAUCUUUAUCUUUGGAAGGAGAAAGGGCUACUUCCCAGUCAGAUGAUUCAGCAACUAGCAGCUCUGAGGAAAUGGAGGAAAGAGACACUAAGAAAACCAAACGGAAAAAGAAAGAGACAAGUGUUCAUGUUCCUGUGGCUAACCCUGAAGUACAGGAGAGGACGAGCAAGCGCAGGAAUUGGAAAGUGGCUACCGAUUCGAGGUCUGCUGAGAGCUCAGAGGAUGACUAAGUGGGAAAGUCACAGUCUUGCUUCCCACGGACGCUGGUUGUCUGCAGCUCUUAAUAAUGGGGGUUUGCCAGUGACUCCUUCACAGGAGUCUGAGGUCCGAGGUUGGAGGUCAGAGUUGCCCUGCCACAGAUGCCCCUUUUCCUAUUUUGGAUUGUUAAUCUCCACCCCCUUUUGUUGUUAAUAGGGAAUCUGGUAUUUUGUUAAGGUUUCUUGAAGAGAUUAUUUUUUGCAAUUAAUCACUUAGGGUAGAAUACCUAGACAUCAAAUUAAAGAACCCAGAAAGCUGAAAUCAGUAAUGAUCUGGGCACACCAAUUGGAAUGUUGGAUUUGGGGGAAUCAAGGGUCUGGGAUGAAGAAGGAGGAUUAAAAUAGUGCUAGAUAGAACAGUUUGACAAGGAAACAAUUGCUAUUUAUACAGGAGGUAUCCUGACUUCAGCUUUGGUGCUUUGUUCUAUAGUUGGGCCCUACAGGUAUCUAAUUUACUUAGUGGGAAAAUGGGUAUAAGAACAAACCUUUUCCCUUCAUAGUAAGAUCCACAGAUGACUGCUACUGAACGUAGGGUUUUCUGCCUAAUUUCCCUGCUGGUCAGGGUCUACAGCUACAUUUAAUAUAACCCAGGCAUAACAGUAACUGGAUAGUAGUUGGUUUUCUAGUUCCAUUGCAUUAUAUUGCCUAAAAUGGGCUAGUGUUUGAAAUUAUUUAAAUGUUCAGUUGUCCUAUCUAUCAAAUGGAAAGAAUUAGUCACGUUGCCAAUAAUGCUUUCAAAGAGAUUCAGGGCAACAGCCAUCUAAGUGUCUUUUUUUUUUUUUUUUUUUUUUUUAACCAAGUUGUGGAUUGAAUUUAAGGCCUUGCAUAUACUAGGCAAGUGCUCUACCACUGAGCCAUACCCCAGCCCUGUUGUUUUCCUUGUUCAUUUCUAAUUCUAUUAAUGAAUUUUAGACUUUCCCUGAAACCAGUUGAAUCAAUUCCAAAAUGAAACUUCUCAGGGACAUACUCGCCCUUCUUCCCAGUCUGACUUGUGUUAUGAUUAUCAAGAACGUAUUAUUUCUCCCUGCUAUACUGUGAUCCUGAUAUUAAAAGAAACCAAAAUACCACUGAAAAGUGGCUGGUAGAACAGUUAGUUGACUUUUCAUUAAGAGGAAAGGUAAAGUGACAUUGUCAGGGUUUUUGUUUUGAGGUUGUCACUUUUGGUACUGAGUAGAAAGCACAAAAACUCAGACCUAAGACUGUGGGGGGGGGGUCAUGGUUCUGCCACUAAUUGAGUUUUAGAGCAGGUUAAGUUAACCUCCCUGGCCUUACUUUUUGCAUGUGUAAUACAAAAAUACUUCAUGGUUAGCAUGACAGACACCAGCAAUAGAAUACUACUAUGCUGACAUCCCAUGAAGUGGCAUUUUAUAGUUUUAACUAAAUUUGUGCUCUUUAUGGAACAUACUUCUAAUAAAGUGCUUGUUUUUAAAAUA
Mesocricetus auratus (golden hamster) is the source of this 2835-nucleotide messenger RNA. It is a transcript of the gene Nkapd1, whose product is annotated as NKAP domain containing 1. Bases 503 to 1375 code for a protein of 290 amino acids. The record is from RefSeq and is a predicted model, not a curated record. NCBI's taxonomy places the organism in Eukaryota, Metazoa, Chordata, Mammalia, Rodentia, Cricetidae. The transcript is spliced from 6 exons.